Messenger RNA from Lachancea mirantina, 930 nucleotides. The record is from the annotation of a GenBank genome assembly. Lineage: Eukaryota; Fungi; Ascomycota; Saccharomycetes; Saccharomycetales; Saccharomycetaceae.
AUGGUUGAAAGAGGCCCAGACCAUUGGCUGGAAAAAAUCAAGAAAUGCCAGUCUUUAACCGAGGCGGAAAUGAAGCAAUUAUGCGAAAUGGUGAAAGAAUUGCUUAUGGAAGAGUCUAAUAUACAACCUGUGCAAACACCCGUUACGGUUUGUGGCGAUAUCCAUGGCCAGUUUCACGAUCUGCUCGAGCUAUUCAGAACUUCAGGCGGCUUUCCUGACCAAAUAAAUUACAUUUUCUUGGGAGACUACGUGGAUCGCGGUUACUACAGUCUGGAAACUUUUACACUUCUGAUGUGUCUCAAGGUCAAGUACCCUUCACGUUUGACUCUGGUUCGUGGUAACCACGAAUCGCGUCAGAUCACGCAAGUAUAUGGGUUCUACGAGGAGUGUUUAAACAAGUAUGGGUCGACCACCGUCUGGAAGUAUUGUUGUCAGGUCUUCGACUUUUUGACCCUAGCAGCGAUCAUAGAUGGCAAGAUCCUCUGUGUGCAUGGUGGUCUGUCGCCAGAAAUCCGUAUGCUCGAUCAGAUACGUGUGCUUUCCAGGGCUCAGGAGGUUCCUCACGAAGGUGGGUUCUCAGAUCUGCUCUGGAGUGAUCCAGAUAAUGUCGAGGCCUGGCAAGUUUCUCCGAGAGGCGCAGGAUGGCUUUUCGGCAGCAAGGUGGCCCGCGAGUUCAACCACGUCAACGGGCUUAGUCUCAUCGCCCGAGCACAUCAACUUGUGAUGGAAGGUUUCAAAUAUCAUUUUUCCGAGAAAGACGUCGUUACCGUCUGGUCCGCACCUAACUACUGCUAUCGGUGUGGUAAUGUUGCCAGUGUCAUGAAGGUGGACGAAGACCUCGAGCCGACCUUCAAGAUUUUCUCCGCGGUGCCUGAUGACUACAUUCAGGAAUCUAGCCACACGACCCAGCGCGGAGGCUAUUUCUUGUGA